Scomber scombrus (Atlantic mackerel) is the source of this 1144-nucleotide messenger RNA. Its product is annotated as zinc finger protein 239-like. The record is from RefSeq and is a predicted model, not a curated record. The coding region runs from base 1 to 1077 and encodes 358 amino acids. Gene Ontology annotation, biological process: regulation of transcription by RNA polymerase II. Gene Ontology annotation, molecular function: RNA polymerase II cis-regulatory region sequence-specific DNA binding; DNA-binding transcription activator activity, RNA polymerase II-specific. The transcript is spliced from 2 exons. Gene Ontology annotation, cellular component: nucleus. NCBI's taxonomy places the organism in Eukaryota, Metazoa, Chordata, Actinopteri, Scombriformes, Scombridae.
AUGUGUGAGGAUAAGGAAGAGACUGACGACAGUUCCAGUGAAGAUAAUCCAUACCCUCGGCCACAGGACUGUGGACUGUCACCACUCACUUCUUCCCCGUGUCCUGAAGAAGAUGGUGAGGCAAGUGACAGUGAAACAGCUGGUGAAACCUCCUUCCAACAACCCAGAUGCUCAGAAAGCUCAGUGGAAGGAGUGAAAGAACAUCUGGAUCUUAGUAGAAAAAAGGAGCCAUCAGAAGAGAGCAUGAUCAAGUUCUCGACAGAAAAAAGGGCUGAUGUGUCCCCUCCGUUCAGAGAGGACUCCAUAAGGGCCAAUAAAAACACCUGCCGGGAGUGUGGAAAGACUUUUGCAUCUAGUUCCAACUUGAAAAACCAUCGUUACGUUCAUUCUUCGGAGCGGCCAUUCAAGUGCACUCAGUGCAACAAGACAUAUAAAAGUCCUAAAGAUCUGAAUCAGCAUUUUCUUAUUCACUCUAAGUCUGGAGCGCUGUCCUUUGCUUGCAGCCUUUGUGAGAAGAAAUUUAGGUCUCACUCUUCACUUACGGUUCAUCUGCGACGUCACAAUGGAGAGAGGCCGUUUCCCUGCUCGCACUGCGACAAACGUUUCCUGACAAACUCAGUCUUGAAGUCCCACAUGCGCAUUCACACUGGUGAGCGCCCGUACGCAUGUACUUUUUGUGACAAGAAAUUCACACAGCUGUAUCCACGCACCGUCCAUCUCAGGAUGCAUAAGAAAGAGAAACCGUAUCUGUGCAGCACCUGUGGUAUGUCGUUCUGUAGCUCCGGGGCCCUGCUGGUACAUUCACGCACUCACACAGGGGAGCGGCCUUAUCAGUGUGAAUCCUGCGGAAAGAGUUUUGCCUCAGCUGCACAACUUAUAGUACAUCGGAGAUACCACACAGGGGAAAGGCCAUACCCUUGUUCACUAUGUAGUAAAUCCUUUCACUGUAGUUCAGGACUGAAGAAACACAUGAGGACACACACGGGAGAGAAACCUCACCAGUGUUUAACGUGUCACAAGACAUUUUCCCAAAAGUCUAACAUGAAAAUACACCUCAAAGUCCACAAGACCAUCUAGCAAGAACUGGUGUGGUAGCUUCUAGAGACAAGUUGUUAUCACGUGCUCUGUAUCUUGGGUAACAGAU